UCAUGCGUUGUUAUUUAAGUUUUCCAUCAUAAUAUAUUGUACUUCAAUUUCACACCAUAUAUUUUCUUUCUCUUUCUCGUGUUUCUUAGCUUAGAGAUUAUAACACUAAAUUCCGCCACCAAUUUACUCCUCUAUUCUGUUCUUACCAGUUGUUUCUUGAAUGGACUGUGGCUUUUUUUACACCGAUAUUUCUCUUCCUCAAUCUUUACCUUUCACAGUAAAAAAUACCCUUUUUUCAUCUAUACCUUUUUCUCCAUUAAAUUUACAGAGUACUCUGUUUAAGAGCAGAAAAUCGUUGGUUGUGGUGGCAAGUGGUAAAAAUAGUAGUAAUAAUUGUGAAUUCAGUGGUUUGAACGUGCCAUUAGUGCCAAGGACAGAAGAAGGGAGAUUUUUGAGCAGUAUUUUUCAGAAUAAUAAAAAGUGUUUUUAUGCUGUUGUUCAGAAAGAAUUGGCAAAGUUGGGUUAUGAAAAGGGUGAAGCUUUUCUUCGUAUGAAUCUUAACUUGGGGUCUGAUGAAGCUGUUCUUCACAGGAGAAUUGCUGAACUGAAAAAGCUGGAAUGUCGAAAUGCUGUAGAGGAUAUUCUGUACAUGUUAAUAGUUUACAAGUUCUCCGAAAUCGGGGUUCACUUGGUUCCAAAGCUCUCCAAAUGCAUGUACAAUGGCAGACUCGAGAUAUGGCCCUGUCGAGACUGGGAGCUCGAGUCUAUUCAUAGCUUUGAAGUACUCGAAAUGGUUAGAGAACAUCUUACUACUGUUAUCGGAUGGAAAGAGAAGUCGAACGUGACAGAAAAUUGGAUCCCUACUCAAGUCCCAAAGUUCCAAAUCCAUCGAGUUUAUGCUGCUUCGAUUCUAUAUGGAUAUUUUUUGAAGUCGGCCUCGUUGAGGCACCAUAUGGAACAGAGUCUUGAACAUAUCAACUCUGAUAUUGGUGUUACUACUUCAGGAAACCUCUUAGUUUCAGGGUCGUGGCCGUUAAAACAAAACAGCGUUCCCUUUGGUCGUAUCAGUGGCACACGAUCUACAUUAGUCGGUCCAACAUCACUUAUCCAGGGGAAGAAGAAUGAAAAACUUAGGUCUUAUGUUAUGAAUUUUGACCAUGAAAUAAUGCAGAUGUGUGCAAAACCGAAAUGCAAGGAGGCACUGAAUCUGAUUGAGAAACAUUGUUCUGCACUUUUUGGCGAUGAGAGCGAUGAGGUAGUUUCAACGUCAUUGGCGAGUCUUAAAAGGAUUGUGUUAGAGGCUGUGGCUUUCGGUUCUUUUCUUUGGGAUGCAGAAGAUUAUGUUAGGACAUUUUAUCAGCUCGAGGAGAACUAGCAAUACCAGAAGGGCGAUUUUAUUAGCACGAUAUAAGCAUCGUCGUAGUUUUGAUCUCGUUUACUUAGACAUAACGAGGAAGUCCACUCUUGACUUUCGCCAAAUUGUGCUGAUUCCGCGUGUGCUUGUAUAUCUCAGCAAUCGACGCCUGCUGCAAAAAAGAAGAAAGAGGCUCAAGGUUAUAGUAUAGAUAGUAGUUGGAUGAUAUACUCUGUAGUAGAGUUGUCAUAUAUACUGCAAUUUUCUUGAUGUAUAUUCCAGGUAUUCAUUAUCUGUCUUUGUAAAUUUGGAGUUGUAUAGAGCAUUAUCCCUAACAUAUAAAUAAUUAGAUGUGAGCACUUUCAUGAUUUUUGACAUAUUACAAGUGGUAAAAAGAGAAUAUCUAUUGCCUUUUA
Molecule: messenger RNA, 1710 nt
Organism: Nicotiana attenuata
Lineage: Eukaryota; Viridiplantae; Streptophyta; Magnoliopsida; Solanales; Solanaceae
Product: UV-B-induced protein At3g17800, chloroplastic-like
Exons: 2
Coding region: 161-1315 (384 amino acids)
Source: RefSeq, a predicted model, not a curated record